AUGACUAUUAACUUGCAUAUAGCUAUCGCCCUGGCCGUCAUUUUCGGGCUAUGGAGAUUACUGAGAACCGGUCGACGAGACCCUAGACUUCCACCAGGACCCCCGACUGUACCGAUUCUUGGAAACGCUCAUCAAAUCCCGCUCACCGGUUUGGGGAAGAAGUUCCACGAAUGGUCUCAAGAAUACGGCAAAAUAUACUCUCUAAAGGUUUUCAACUCGACAAUGAUUGUACUAGCAGAUCGCAAGGCCAUCUACUCCCUCCUCGACCAAAAAGGCAGCAUCUACUCGGAAAGGCCGUACCUUGCUGUACCUACAUUCAUGAGUCGAGGAUGUCAUAUGACUUUUGAGCAAGCCACACCUGGCUGGAGAGAAAAACGUUCGGUCAUUACCAGAAAUCUCAAUCCCCAGAAUCUGGACAAGAAGCAUUUCAGAGUUCAAGAAGCAGAAUCGAUCCUGUUCAUGCACAACCUCGUCCAACACCCGAACCAAGCGUUCGACUACGCUCGUCUCUAUGCCUCAUCAGUGGCAUCCAUUCUAGCUUGGGGAUUUCGGGCCAAGGAUUUCGACUCGUUCUUCUACAAGGACUUUUACUCGUUUGUUGAUCAGUGGCUUGACGCUAUAGAACCUGGCGCAAAUCCUCCAGUCGAACAGCUGCCAUUUUUAUGGUACCUGCCCGGAGCGUGGAAGAAGAGGGCGACCCACGUUAGAGGGCUGAUGGACUCAACGUGGUCCAAGGCGCGCGAGAUGGUAGAGAAUCGACGUCAAAGAGGAGACAUCCGCGACUCGAUAGUCGACCUCAAACUAGCCCAGUACGAGAAAGACGGAUGGCCCAUGUCUCAGUAUGCGUUCAACAACUUGUUUGGUGAAUUACUUGAGGCCGGAGCUGACACUACUGCAAACAUGCUUUUGACAAUUAUUUUGGCGGUAACGAAGUUUCCUGAAGUCCAAGUCAAGGCAAGGCAAGAAUUGGAUGCAGUUUGUGGAACUGAGCGAACACCACUUUUUUCUGACUUUGACAAACUACCCUAUAUCAACUGCAUCAUCAAAGAAGCCCUCAGAUGGCGUCCAACAUCUGAUCUUGGAAUCCCGCAUAGACUUGCCAAAGAUGACUGGUACGAGGGCAUGUUUUUCCCUAAGGACAGCACAAUCUGGCUCGCCGCCUGGGCUAUUCAUCAGAGCGAUGACGAGUUUCCUGAUCAUGAUCGUUUCAAUCCGGAUCGAUUCAAAGGUCACGCCAAGUUAGCAAGUGAUUACGCAGUCGGCCCUGACUGGAAGGGACGAGAUAAGUUCACACCCCAGUCCAUCUCGGUUCCGGACCUCAGCUGA
This is a messenger RNA of Exophiala spinifera, 1326 nucleotides long. RefSeq lists its product as uncharacterized. The transcript has 7 exons. The record is from RefSeq and is a predicted model, not a curated record. The coding region runs from base 1 to 1326 and encodes 441 amino acids. NCBI's taxonomy places the organism in Eukaryota, Fungi, Ascomycota, Eurotiomycetes, Chaetothyriales, Herpotrichiellaceae. Gene Ontology annotation, molecular function: heme binding; monooxygenase activity; oxidoreductase activity, acting on paired donors, with incorporation or reduction of molecular oxygen.